AUGGGCUCGAUGAUUAGGACCACCUCUAUUUCUGAGUCAGAGAACAGCUUCUAUAAAAAAUUUCUCAAGCCACGCAACAACAUUGCCGAAUUCUACUUGAAUUUCAACCAAGCUGUGGAUUUUCAGCGGAAUAGUAGAACAAAGCUGGACUACCAAGACGCGACUGCCCUGCCUAUAUUGGCCACUACUCUGCCUUUCGAGAAACAUGCUUCUACUUUGUACACAGAUAGUAUGUUCAAGAAAAUACAAGAGGAGAUCGUUGAGGGAAAUGAUAGAUGUCGCGUUUUGGGGUUCUCAUCCGCAGACAGUGUUGACACCUACAAACUUGGAGACAGCCUUCGCCAUUCCUACUUUGUGAGACAUGAUAGGACUGACGACUCAUAUUCUUGUGAUUGCAAACUAUUCAGUAGGCAGGGCUAUCUGUGCAGCCAUGUCUUCUUUUUGUUCCGUAACAAUGAAGUAAAAAAGAUUCAUGAUAACUACUGUGCAAGUAGAUGGAUGAAGACUCCGCUGGUUAAGGCUGUCCAUGGACAUGUUGAUGAGACUUUACCUACACAGUCCGUUUUUUAUGAAAGGCAAAACGUUUCAAAGCAAGGGAUCUCACUGUUCUAUGGAUUUCUUCGUCGAUUUGAGACGGACAUUGAUGUGCUUCGUGCAUUCGUUGGUGGAUUGGAGGAACUUGGUAAUUCACUUCACGCUGGAACUCCUUUGCCAACCGCUUCCGAAAAGAGGCGAAUGAUUGAACAGUUUUAUGGAAUGGAAAGGCCGGAAGUCGUCGAGGUCCACCCACCGGAUGUGGUAAAGACGAAGGGGCACGCGAGCAGCUCCGCUAGUCGUCUGAUUUCGAAGAGAGAAAAGGCUAUCAAGGAUGCUACUAGGCCCCUUAGACGGUGUAAGGCGUGCGAUGAGUUGUGUCAUCACGACUCUAGAAAUUGUCCUAUGCUUAAAGAGCUUGAAACGGAGAAUGAGAUGCGUAAGGAAAAGAGGAAAUGUUGA
Molecule: messenger RNA, 996 nt
Organism: Salvia hispanica
Lineage: Eukaryota; Viridiplantae; Streptophyta; Magnoliopsida; Lamiales; Lamiaceae
Product: protein FAR1-RELATED SEQUENCE 9-like
Biological process (GO): regulation of DNA-templated transcription
Molecular function (GO): zinc ion binding
Source: RefSeq, a predicted model, not a curated record